Molecule: messenger RNA, 1211 nt
Organism: Mytilinidion resinicola
Lineage: Eukaryota; Fungi; Ascomycota; Dothideomycetes; Mytilinidiales; Mytilinidiaceae
Product: phosphatases II
Exons: 2
Coding region: 294-1148 (284 amino acids)
Biological process (GO): protein dephosphorylation; negative regulation of MAPK cascade
Cellular component (GO): cytoplasm
Molecular function (GO): protein tyrosine/threonine phosphatase activity; MAP kinase tyrosine/serine/threonine phosphatase activity
Source: RefSeq, a predicted model, not a curated record
UUCUAAUCAUAUGUCCUUUUUUAGCACUCGCUGACUGAACUGCCAAAUCUGUGGCGUUUCUGCAAAGCCACAAUUGCUAGCAGCGCCACGUGCACGAUGUGAGACCUUACUUUAAGUGUUACCUAGCUAGCUGACGUUGCGGUAUCCAGGCAGCGAAGUAAAGCAGCAGCACAAGUACAAGGGUACCCUCAAUAGUCGAUGGACCUUUGACUAGCUUUAAAUCGUUAUCGAUCAAAGAUACAAAUUUCAUUACGAUAAAAAUCUAUAUCUAAUUCACUUCCCGCUGUGCUAUAAUGGAAUCGCUCCAAGCUUCCGAAAUCAAAGCCGUCCCAGGUCUGUUUGUAUCCGACCGCUUCGCCGCCCGCUCCAUCUCCAUCCUCAAAUCCCACAACAUCACCCACGUCCUCUCCAUCACCCGCCCCGAAGACACGCCCAAAUACGCACCCGACCAGGGCAUCACCCACUGCUGCAUAGACAUCGACGACGACCCCCUCGCCGACAUCCUCUUCCACCUCCAAAGCGCCUGCGACUGGAUCCAAGUCGCCCUCGAAGAGGCCGAAGACGAAAAUACGAGCAGUGAAAAAGGCACGGAGUCAUCUAGAACACGACCCGGCGUCUUGGUCCACUGCACCCAAGGCAUCUCCCGCUCCGGCGCGCUUUGUGUCGCCUACCUCAUGCGCUCGCUUCGCCUCCCGUACUCCGAGGCCCUCUCACUAGCGCGCGAGUCCCGACCGCUCAUUACCCCGAACAUAGGGUUUGAGAAACAGCUCCGUAUUUGGGGUUUUUGUGAGUAUGAGGUUGUGGUGCCGGGGUCUGGGUCGCUGACUAGUGCGUCGGGGAAUGUGGUAACGGAUGUGGAGAAGAGGCCGUAUGUCGUCUGGAAGAAGGAGAGAGAUGAGCUGUUUGGGAAGGGGGAGGUGGCGGUUAAUAGGGAGAGGGCGAAAGGGUUGGCAGGGAUGGCGGCGGAGUUUGGGAGGAGGAGGAGAGAAGGCCGGGGUAAGGGUGGUGGGGAUAGGAAGAUUGGGGAAGGGGAAAAAGAGGGGGAUAAGAAUGGGUGGGAGAGAGUGGAGGCAAUGGAGAAGGAAUGGAAUCGGAAAAUGAUUAACGGAGAGGUUGGUGGGGAAAGUAAGGAAGACGCUUCGUUGUAAAUCUUUGUAUUUUUGUCCAUUAUUGUUUAAGGUGCCUUAUUACACUUGAGCAGUCUUGGUUCA